AUGGCUAGGCUGCUACAUAACCUAGUCAAAAAGGAUACGCCUUGGCAAUGGAACACUAAAGAACAGGAGGCAUUCCAAGGAUUAAAAGAUGCCAUCACCAACACACUGGUACUAUGUCACGUGGACCCUUCAAAACCUUACUUCCUGGAGACAGAUGCAUUGGGAGCAGCAUUGGGAUCUAUUCUCAGCCAACAACAGGAAGAUGGGCGCCUACACCCACUAGGCUUCCUAUCUGAAUCAUUCAAAGGGGCAGAACAAAACUACAAUACCCAUGACAAGGAGCUUCUGGCAAUCAUCAGGUCCUUUGAAUAUUGGCGCAUCUUCUUGGAAGGAACAGCACAUCCUGUCACUGUUUUUACAGAUCACCGUAACCUAGAGUACUGGAAGGAAUCCAGAACUUUCAACCGCUGCCAUGCAUGUUGGCACCUUCUACUAGCCAGCUAUAAUUUCCAGAUUAUAUACAGACCAGGAAAACAGUCCAGAAAACCUGACACCCUGUCACAACCGUCAGACCACGCAGACAUCCCCCCUGCCAAUCAGACCAUGCUUCCCAACCCUGUAUUUGCCAACAUAGCCCUAGUCACGCCCAAGAAAGAACUGCAAUGGCAGAUUGAGGGAGCCCUGGACCAAGAUGAAUCCUUGGAGGAAAUCCUACAGUUCCUCCAAACCAAGUCAAAGGCACCCCCAUCCAUUAAACAGGCUUUCAAGGACUAUCAAAUGGAAGCAGGUCUACUUUUUUACCAAGGAUGGAUUGUGGUUCCUGAUGUUGGCUCCCUGAGAACAGACCUCCUCCAAAUCUUCCACAACAGCCCACUGGCAGGCCACCCAGGCAGGCAACAAACCCUGGAAUUGAUUUCACGCAAUUACUAUUGGCCGGGUAUUUGGGCCAAUACAUACUGGCACGUGGACUCAUGCAAAACUUGCCAACAAAUCAGAAAGCCAAAGUAUGCGCCCAUUCCCCCGCAACCGCUGGAACUCCCCAAACGCCCCUGGCAACACAUCUCCUAUGACAUGAUUGUUGAUCUACCCAAGGACGGGGCUUACAACUCUAUACUGGUCAUUGUGGACAGUUUCACCAAAUAA
Messenger RNA from Rhizoctonia solani, 1083 nucleotides. Its product is annotated as Retrotransposable element Tf2 protein. The transcript has a single exon. Bases 1 to 1083 code for a protein of 360 amino acids. The record is from RefSeq and is a predicted model, not a curated record. NCBI's taxonomy places the organism in Eukaryota, Fungi, Basidiomycota, Agaricomycetes, Cantharellales, Ceratobasidiaceae.